This is a messenger RNA of Fonsecaea nubica, 1515 nucleotides long. RefSeq lists its product as hypothetical. The record is from RefSeq and is a predicted model, not a curated record. Gene Ontology annotation, molecular function: histone deacetylase activity. NCBI's taxonomy places the organism in Eukaryota, Fungi, Ascomycota, Eurotiomycetes, Chaetothyriales, Herpotrichiellaceae. Bases 1 to 1515 code for a protein of 504 amino acids. The transcript has a single exon.
AUGGCUAUCGUGGAGGAAUAUCAAGACCCCUCGUCCACCAACCACACUCCCACCUUUACUCUCUCCGCCAAAAUCCAACGCGAGGUAGAAGCCAACGGCAUCACCCGCCCAAAAGGGUACAACGUCUCAUGGCAUCAUAACCCUGCCGUGGAGAAUCAUCACUUUGGCCAAACCCAUCCUAUGAAGCCCUGGCGUCUAACACUAACAAAAUCCCUUGUACUGUCUUACGGCAUGCACACGGCCAUGGACUGUUUUACCUCACGUCCAGCCACCGAACAAGAGAUCAGAGCAUUCCAUAGGGAAGACUAUGUCGAUUUCCUCAAGGUCGCCACCCCUAACAAUAUCUACAUAUUGUACCCUGAACUUUCAACCGGACCACAAGGCCACUCUUCCGCCGUUUUUGGUGUCGGAGACGAUUGUCCUAUUUUCGAUGGCGUCUUUGAAUUUUGCUCGACCUACGCAGGCGCAUCCAUCGACGCUGCGCGCAAACUUUGUCACAAACAAUCCGAUAUCGCCAUCAACUGGUCUGGCGGCUUGCAUCAUGCCAAAAAGGCCGAGGCCAGCGGAUUCUGCUACGUCAACGACAUUGUACUCGCCAUUCUUCAACUGCUCCGUUACCAUCCGCGUGUCCUGUACAUCGAUAUCGACGUACAUCACGGGGAUGGUGUAGAACAAGCAUUCUGGUCCACUGACCGUGUCAUGUGUAUGUCCUUCCACAAAUACGACAAGGAUACGUUUUUCCCUGGAACCGGUCCACUGGAGUCCACAGGACCGAUACACCCAGACAAUCCAGGAAAAAAUUAUACCAUCAAUGUUCCACUCAAGGAUGGCAUUGACGACGAUACCUACGACUACCUCUUCCGCAGUGUUGUCGAACCCACCAUCAAGACCUACCGCCCCUCGGCCAUCGUACUCCAGUGCGGCGCCGACUCUCUCGGUCAUGAUCGCCUGGGGUGUUUCAACCUCAACAUUAGCGGCCACGGCAGGUGCGUUUCGUUUGUCAAAUCCUUUCAGAUUCCUUUAUUAGUCGUGGGUGGUGGCGGUUAUACCCCGCGAAACGUCGCACGGGCAUGGGCACAUGAGACAUCCAUCUGCAUUGGUGCAGAUCACACGCUCAAUCCGCAACUACCAGAGUUCUUGCCGUACCGUGAAGCCUUUCGGAAAGAAGGCUUCACUCUGUUCCCCAAUCUCGCCGGCUGGAAAAAAGAGAACCAGGUCUCAAGGCAGGACGUGGAAAAGAUCAUACGACACGUGAAGGACCAACUGACAGAGAUCCGCGGCGCCCCGAGCGUCCAGAUGAAACACAUACCGCAAGACAUUCAGGGUUGGAGGGAUGAAGUCGAGGAGGAAUUGAAGGCCAAGCGACUAGACAAGGAGGAAAAGGCGGAAGAGAGAGACGGAGCUGGUGGCCUUGUGGCAAAAGCAAGCAGGAGGAGAGAGCUGGAGAGAACAGGCGGCAGCUCGGCGCUGGCGAGUGGUGCAGCAAGCGUGAGGCUGGGCGACGGUCCCAGCUGA